UGUAAGAUUUAAUAUCAUAACAUGCAUAUAUAUGUGUGUGUGUGUACUUAUUUACAUUUUAAAAUGUUUAAUGGCAUUUCAGUGGGUGAAAUGGACAUUUUUGUAGCCUUUAAACGUGCAGUUUAAUAUAUCAGUCUACCAGACAAAAUAAAACGUUAAUUGGUGCAGGUUUUUGUUCUUUUGUAAGUCGCUUUAGGUUUAAACUAUUAAAGCAGCUAGGCUUCUACAAACUGCUCGGUCUUUGUGUCAUUGUCGUCGUGUGAGUCCGAUCAGUCUUAAAAUAGAGCCAGAAGUGUUGAAGAGUGUAAAUACUUGAGCUCAGGCCAAGAGAUGCCAUCAUUCAGAAGAUGAUCCUGGAGCUGUGUGCCUCCACGUCUAACGUUUCACAGCCACGACUUAAACAUUAAAAAUACUCAGAGUGCUGGACAAAACAUGCGUGAAGGACGAAUCAAGCCUAAGCUAUCAAACCCAUACCAAUGCACUGCAGUAUUGUAAAGGCAGUAUUGUUGCUGCAGUGUAAUGUAAUUAAUUGUGACGUUGCUUCAGGUCGUAUAUUAGCACCCGUGUCACCUCGAGUCCUAAACAUAAAGCAGCAUCUGUGCAGCAUGACCCUCACGGACAGAUCUUCUGGAUUCAUGUUCUCUCUGUUCAGCAUGUUACUCGGCCCUCAGGAGCACUGGACUUCAUUGUGAACUCAAGACGAGGUGAGAGUGGCUUUAAAAACACUGAAUGAAGGAGAGGGAAUAUAAAGCACCAGCUGAAUAACUGAAGACUUGGUUUUCUGAGAGGAAAUGCAUAUUCUUGGGACUACUUUCUUUUUUAUUAUAGCCCUCAAGGUCUGUGUAGGUUUCUUCCUUCAGACGUCGGAGGUCCAGGUGUAUGUUGGAGAAAGUGUGGUCUUGCGCUGCAAUGGUUCAGGGUUCCCUGUGGAGGAGCUGCAUGUUCACUGGGAGGCGAUGGGCAAAGACGUGAUCUCUCUGCGAGGAGACGCGGUCGCGGUCGGGAGAGGGUUUGAAGACCGGGUGAACUUCCUCAGAGAUCCUGCAGAGUCCGAGGACUUUUCCCUCAUUCUGUCAGAUGUGAUGCUGAACGAUGGAGACAUAUACGAAUGUCUCUGGGAGGGAACAAAACCCAUUUGCUUUGUGUUUCUACAAGUGUCCACACCAGCGGUUUUCACUGAUCAUGUCCAAGUGUUUGAGGGCGUCGAUAUCACUUUGGACUGCUUUGGAGAUAUCCCUAAAAACAAGCCAUGGGAAGAGAUUUACAUCCAGUGGCUGAAGGAUGACCGAGAGAUCCUGCGCUUGAGCUCUGGACAGAUGGACGUCAGUGUCGAUUACAGCGUGCUGAGGUUACCGGCCAAACACGACAUCAGUCGCGGCAUCUUCUCGCUGAGCAUCGCGUCGGUCAGUGUCUUCGACCGCGGCGUGUAUCAGUGCCGGUACAAGAGCACCGAUUACGAGGCGCCGCGGAGCGGGUUCCCGGAGACACAAACGCUCACGCAACCUCUUCACUCUAAACAACCACUAAUCGCAUCCAAAGUAAAAGCUUUGUAUACAUAA
Cyprinus carpio (common carp) is the source of this 1559-nucleotide messenger RNA. RefSeq lists its product as uncharacterized. The transcript has 4 exons. The record is from RefSeq and is a predicted model, not a curated record. NCBI's taxonomy places the organism in Eukaryota, Metazoa, Chordata, Actinopteri, Cypriniformes, Cyprinidae. The coding region runs from base 792 to 1559 and encodes 255 amino acids.